AUGAUAAAAGGGUCGCGAAAUGCGACCAUCGUCCCCCAUGGCAAGCAUCUGCAGAUUGAGCCAACGGCCAUCACAUUUGAUGACAUAGAGGCGAACAUGAAGUACAUCCAAACUCUGGUGGUGAGAAAUCUCAGCACGUAUGCCAAGCGCAUCCGCUGUGAAGUUCCCAAGUCAGCCGAGUUCAGAGUAGUCACCGAGAACGAGAUCGGCAUCGCGCCUGGUCUCUCGGUGUCCAUAGACGUGGAGUUCCUGACAAGGAAGCCUUAUGACUACGUUGACAAACUCGUCAUCACUGCCGAGGACUUUCGCUACGAGGUGGAGCUAUGUGCCAAAGCUCCCUGUGCCGCGAUCACUUUUGACACGGUGGUCGAUUUCGGCGCGAUAGUCACAAGAAGAAUUCAUCAGCGAGAAGUUAUCCUGCGCAACGAAGGCUCGAGAGCAGCGACGUUUGACUUCAUCUCGCCUUCCAGAGCUUUGAAGCCAAACCCGCCGUCUGGGAAGAUCGGCCCUGCGGGCAGCUCGGAAGACGUGAAACGGGUAAAGCUCGAGCUGACCCAAGAGACGCCGGGUACAGUUCACGAGCUGGUUCAGCUCAAUCUGCAUGGGCUCAGCUCGCUGGUGCCCGCCAACAGGACCGUGGAUGUGCAUGCCCAGUGCGUCGACCAGACGCUGCAGGUGUACAAAGAUGGACAGGUCAUAAGCAGCCUGGAUUUCGGGAAUUUGUACCAUGGCCUGACGAAGACCCUGCGCGUGGAGCUCGUGAACGAUGGGCCGACCUCCUGUGGUUUCAGUGCUUCGGUUCUUGAGGCGCACGAGGGGGACGGCAUGGCAGCCACCGCGGGCACCCUGCCCGGGGCGUCUUCCCCCUCAGAGACGGUGGAGAAGGCACAGCAGCCUCUCAGCGUCACGCCUUUUGCGGGGACGGUGCCUGCGUUCGGCUGCGUCCCUUUGGAAUUCACCUUCGCGCCCCCCGUGUUCAAGGAGGGUCAGGGCUUCCUCUGCAACCGAUCGCCUGAACGCCACUCCGCGCGACACGAGUUUGCCGGAAAGAUCGAAAGCGAGGAGCUCAACCUGGCUUUGCCUCUGAAGCUCCUGGGUACGGCGGUGCUGCCGGCCCUAAAGGUCUCCCCCGACAUGCUGCAGUUCGGGCAGUGCCCCGUGAACCACAGGCGCGACAUCGUCCUGCGGAUCAGCAACGCAGCGCAGAACAUGCCCUUGGACUUCGAGAUCCCUCGAGUACCACACAUGAGCAUUCAACCCAUGAGGGGCAAGCUGGCUCCCCUCCAGAACACGAAUGUGGUGGUCUCUUUCACGCCGAAGGCGCUCGGCAAGUUCGCACAGGAUCUCAUCAUCAAGUACUGUUCAAGCCUAUACUCCCAUACAAUGAGGUGCGUGGGCGAGGCCCCAGCUCUGGGAGAGAAGCCCGUGCCGGUGAAGGGCCUGGAACGGACGGGCCGCGACUUUGACCCAGAGCACAUCUACGUGAACCAGGACCAGCUGAACCUUCCGCCGCGGACCCGCAAUCUUCAGUCCCUGACGAAGAUCAUGAAGGAGGAUUUGGAGAGGAACCAGAACUCCUCCGACGCACUAGACUCCAUCAUGCUCGACCUGCCCGAACCCACUCCGUACUCGCUCUCGCCGUCGGCGAUGCAGGAACACGUUCGGAACAAGCAGCGGUACAACAAGAUGCUGAAGGAAUCAAGGUUGCGACGGAAGGCGCGUCUGCAAGAAGAGCAACACCCAACAGAACCGAUUGACAUCUUCUACGAGGACGAUGUCAACAUGGGGAUGAUGCCCGGGUCAGGCCUCAAAAGUCCCCGUUACAAUGUCGAUGACAUCCCGAUCGACAGAUUACAUCUGGAGCGUGCGCUGGACGACGACAGCGCGGCGCGUGGAGUAACUGGUCAUCGAUACAUGCACGACGAGAACAAGCUCAUCAAGAAGAAGUACAAGGCCGGGCCCACCACCCAGGCCGAGGUGCGGGAGUGCUCAGCCAGCCUGGAGAACUGGCAGCUGGGUCUGAUCUCAGUGGGCCCUGGAGUCUUGGAUUUCGGGAACGUCUACGUGAAAUCUACCGUCGUGAAGUCUUUCUCGGUCUUCAACGAUCUUCCGCAGGCAAUCCUGGUAGCCAUGCAGUAUGACGCCGAAGAGCUUAGCCGUUCCACACCGACAUCACAG
Symbiodinium sp. CCMP2456 is the source of this 2178-nucleotide messenger RNA. The record is from the annotation of a GenBank genome assembly. Lineage: Eukaryota; Dinophyceae; Suessiales; Symbiodiniaceae.